AUGUCUACCACAGUACAUCCCUUUCGCACCAACCCUCCGCUGCGCAAGGGCCUCGUCAACGUGCCCGGCGUUACGCCCUCCGCUGCCAAAGCCACUCAAGAGAAUCUACUGGCCGACUACGAGAAGCAUCACUGCUACUUCAACAACAAGGGGUUCCAUAACCAUCUUUCGCACCACCUUCUUUCCGCCUACGACCUGGGCGCGUCGGCAAGCCUACUGCAAGACAUCUACGAGGUGGAGUCUGCGUCGCAGCGUCCCCUUGUUCAAGCGCCCGAGGAUAAGAUCCCACCACUGACAGAGGAGAAUUGGACGUCUGCACUUGGGCAGGAAGAAGCCUACGCCACAUACCUAAAGUUCUUCGGCGAGCAAAUCUCACUGCAUGGCGCGCAAUCGACAAUCGAGCGCUACAUAUUCUCCCCUGCGGCGAACGGGAACGGGACGGUGAUGCUGGCGCGGUUCGUGAGCGGGUUACUGCAUCCAUGGAUUCAAACUGGCUUCGGCGUCGAGUUCAAGCAGGACUACCUCACGGCUAUGGGACUUGCUCUCGCAGCCGUUCAUGUCCCUGACUGUCCGGUCGAAUAUCUCGCCGACUUACCCUCCGGCGACCCCAGCGUGUCAUUCACCACUAAGCCAUCAGCGACGCUUAACGAACUCUUCAACGACCUGUAUGCCUCCGACGUCCUGAAUCCGGGACCACAUAACAAAGACCCAACAUACGUCGCGACACUGCAGCGCAUCGACGAGUUCUUCUCGGACUCAGUGCGCUCGCGCGCCAUCCUCGACCUUGCCAAUCGCUGGACCUUCCCUUUGACGGAGGACGCCGCCGCCUUCACCUCUGAUCUCCAGCACAAGAUGAAGGAGGUCAUCGUGCAGGGGACGCUCCUGCUCGCAGGCACCGGCCUUCGGCGCGAUGCCCAAGGCCGCCCACCUCUGGUCGACUUCCACCUCAUGCACCUGGUGACGGCGGGAACAUUCAUUCGGCCACUCCUCGCUGUCGCGCGCGAGCCGAUGUACCAAGCGCGCCUCUUGCACAUCCUUGUGCGCAUGAUGCUGGUGACAACGAUCAUGCGGGGGCGCCCGAGGCCGGAUAUCGAGGCGCUGUACGCAAGGCCUGCGACGCUGGACUAUGAGGACGAUAAGUUGCUCGGUGGUCCCCGUUCUGACGCGAAUGGCACGGUGAAGGUGCACGACUCAUGCUUGCCCUCACCAGGCGGGUGGCCCACGAUCAUCGACAACGCCAUUCACCACCCGGAACCGCAUGUCUCGAAGGUGGCGCGCUCGCUUUACUAUGGCGCGCAACUGUACGAGACGGAGCGGGAUCUUGGGGUGCCCGGCGUUGACGGGUCGGUCUUUUUGCGUGCGGCGACGGUUAUGCUCGAUGGAUUGGGGUGGGUGAGCAAGGGUGAGGAGAAGCGAGGAUGGGAUCAUAGUGGGUUAGGUUGGGACGAAGCGUGGGCGGAUUCGAAGGGCUAUGUGGCGGUAUCGAUGAAGUGA
Molecule: messenger RNA, 1494 nt
Organism: Schizophyllum commune H4-8
Lineage: Eukaryota; Fungi; Basidiomycota; Agaricomycetes; Agaricales; Schizophyllaceae
Exons: 5
Coding region: 1-1494 (497 amino acids)
Molecular function (GO): oxidoreductase activity
Source: RefSeq, a predicted model, not a curated record